This is a messenger RNA of Cercospora beticola, 2441 nucleotides long. RefSeq names its product endopolyphosphatase (gene PPN1). Gene Ontology annotation, molecular function: exopolyphosphatase activity; phosphoric diester hydrolase activity; endopolyphosphatase activity. Gene Ontology annotation, biological process: polyphosphate catabolic process. Gene Ontology annotation, cellular component: membrane; fungal-type vacuole. The record is from RefSeq and is a predicted model, not a curated record. NCBI's taxonomy places the organism in Eukaryota, Fungi, Ascomycota, Dothideomycetes, Mycosphaerellales, Mycosphaerellaceae.
GUCGUGUACAUCUAUCAUCGCGCUGCUGGCCGAGCGAGACAUCGCGAGGCAUUUCGAAGUCCACGGCCGUCGUGCCAGAACGAGCAGCAAUCUUCAGUUUGCCCGGCCAGAUCCAGCUCCGCGGUCGCUGCGUGUACCUUGCAUUGUUGUCGCGAGGUGACGUCGGUCGCCAGAUUUCCGUGUGCCAUCACUUUCUCACCGCACCCACCACGGAAUCGCGAGGCUGCUGGGCAAGCCGGGGGCGGAGGUUGCUGGUAUUUGCUCGUAGGUCGCGCGGGUCGUGACCAGCACCUCCAUCGAACAUGCACAUUUGCUUCCGCCUGCUGUUCUCGGUGCUGGUUGCCGAAGCCCUCGCCGCACCUCCAGCUCAGAUUCCGUUGCAGGACGAGCAGGCGCCAGCGAGCGCGCUUUCUCACACGACGAAGAAGAGGAAACUUCACGGCCGCUUCUUGCACAUCACAGACUUCCACCCAGACCGAUUCUACCAAGUCUCCUCGUCGACUUCCGAAGAUGCAGCGUGCCACCGCGGACAAGGCCCGGCGGGCAUCUACGGCGCCGAGUCCAGCGACUGUGACAGUCCGAUUGCCCUGAUCAAUAAGACGAUGGAAUGGGUCGCAAAAGAGUUCAAGGAUAGUAUCGACUUUGUCAUCUGGACAGGCGACUCGGCGCGUCACGACAAUGAUGAGGAGUACCCGCGAACGGCGGACCAAGUACUUGGUUUGAAUAGGUUCAUGGUGGAUAAGAUGACCGAAGCAUUCGGCAGGCACAAUGGCGACGAGGAGGACGAUGAUCCCAACAACGACUUCGUCAUCCCAAUUGUGCCGAACUUGGGAAACAACGACAUUCUGCCACACAACAUUCUGGCCAAAGGCCCGAACAGAUGGACCAGAACCUAUGCGGGCCUCUGGAAGCAGUUCAUCCCGCAAGUCCAGUCGCAUUCUUUCGAGCAGGGAGGUUGGUUCUACGUGGAAGUGAUCCCGCAGAAGCUCGCGGUAUUUAGUCUGAAUACCCUCUACUUCUUCAACAGUAACGCUGGCGUCGAUGGAUGCGCACUGCACGGAGAGCCUGGGUAUCAGCAGAUGGAAUGGCUGCGGGUGCAGCUGCAGUUCAUGCGUGAUCGAGGAAUGAAGGCCAUGCUGACUGGGCACGUGCCGCCAGUUCGUCAGGAUGCGAAGACUGCGUGGGACGAAACAUGCUGGCAGAAGUACACUCUUUGGCUACGGCAGUAUCGCGAUGUGAUUGUCAGUAGUCACUAUGGUCACUUCAAUUACGAUCACUUUAUGUUACAGGACUUCAAGGACCUGGAGAAAGACACGAAGAAAGGACGCAUGCAGUAUGUGCAUACAGAAGACUCCGGAGAUGACGAUCUGUCUGCAGUUGGCAAAACAGACUAUUUCUUGCAAUUGCGUGAUGAAUGGUCAGAUUUACCUUCGCCACCAAAGGCCAAAUCGAAAGAUUGGCUCGAUACUACGACCAAGGGGAAGAAGGACAAGUUCCGAAAAAAGCAGAAGAAAUAUCUCAAGAAAAUCGGCGGCGAGUAUGCACAACGCUUUGCGGCUAGCUUCGUGAGCCCAAGUGUUGUACCGAAUCUGUUCCCAACCCUGCGCGUGUUCGAGUACAAUACCACCGGCCUUGAGGACCACGUUAUGGAUGUGAACAGCGUAACAGAGCCGGCGCCAUUCGAUUUCGAAGACUCUGAUAUUAUUGACGUGACGGGGAAAAAGAAAAAGAAGAAAAAGAUGCCCAAGAAGUACAAAUUUACGAUCCCUGAACCGCCAUCGAAAUCCUCGCCGCCAGGCCCAGCGUAUUCUCCUCAAACCUUUUCGCUGGUGAAAUUCACGCAAUAUUUCGCCAACCUCACGCGUAUCAAUAACGAUUUCGCGGGCGAGGAGAUUGGUGAUGACAGCAUGGAGACUGAUAAAUGGCGCGAAGGUAAGCACAAAGGCAAGAAGCCUCCCGCCAAAGAUCAUAAGCCGAAGCCGAAGGAGUUCAAAUACGAAGUUCUGUACGAUACGAAACAUGACAAGGUGUAUCACCUGGACGAUCUUACCUUGCCUAGCUUAUUGGACCUCGCGAGAAGGAUAGGUGACUUUCAGCCAGAGGAUGAGAGCCUAGCAUUAGAUGAAGACGGUGAUGAGCGAGACAACGAUAGUGAUGAUCAGGAUGAUGAGGACAGCGAAGAUUUCGAGGAGAUGGGCAAGAAAGGAAAGAAGAAAAAGAAGAAGCAUCGCAAAGGCAAGAAGCGACAGCAUCGAAAACAGAACGAGGCGUGGUAUACAUUUGUGCGGAGAGCGUACGUUGAUACCAUGUCUCCUGAUGAGAUUGAUGAGGAAUUUGGAUAUUGAUGCGCAUGAAUUGAAAACGACACGAGAGGCAAUCUUUAGACGCUUCACUUAUUACCGCAUUCUCUCCAUGUGGUAACUUGACACUGUCAUACCAUU